AUGUCCAAGCCACGUCCAGCACUCCGCUCACAGAGUCAGCCAUCGGACAGACUACAGAAAAGAACGUCCACCGCAUCUGCAUCAACCACCUCAACUUCCACCCCAGCAACCAUGCCUCCUAAUCUAGUUAGAAGUCGUUCAACAGUCCACUUACCACUCUAUCGUCGAGUGUUAUUCCCUCACGAUGAUCCGACAUCUGAGAUUCCACAGAUCGUAAGAGGUAAAGGUGAUGAAGUGGAGUUGAUCAACGAGAGACUCUACCAUCUCCUUGCCCUAGCAUUAAGAGGCUAUGUCCUCCAAUGGUACACCCGAUUCUCCACCGACCGUUCAUUCCCUCCUUCCAUCCAUAAUCAAAUUAUCUACCCAAUCUUACAUCCCAUCUUAUCUGACCUGUAUACCGAUUCAGGAAAAGAUAGAUUAUGUGAAUUACUCUUGGUGGAUCUACCUGUAAUACUCAACCUACAUAUCAAAACGUAUCAUCAAGCUAAAUCUGCUCAGAAGUAUCUUCCUACUCACGCUGGAUUAGAUGUUAAGGGGGAGCAUGGAAUGGCAGAAGGUUACCAUAAUCGAUUACCUCUCUUAUCCAUCUCUAAACAAGAAGAUACUCAGGAAUAUGGUAUAACAUCAAUAUACUUAUCAGCACUUUCAACUUCACUUAUCAACCUAUACAUUACACCCGAAGGAAGACAAAUACCAGAUGUAGAGAGGUUGAUGAUCCGAGAGAUACUUGCCAAAUCAAUAUUGGGUAGUAUAAUUAAGAGGUUAUGUGAAGGUUGGUUCUGGUACCAGAUUGUAUUGAAAUUACUUGGUGAACCGACGAGUGAAGAUGGUACAACAAAAGAAAACCAGAAAUUAGAAGGAUGUAAAGAGAAAGAAGGUAAAUCAGUUGAUCAAAUCAUUUUACAGUAUAUCAAUACAUUCAUCAAUAUCUGUAUCAAGCUGUGGAACAUAUUCAUAAACAUCAUCGCUUUAUACUCGGCUGCACCUAAAGAAAAAGGAAGAUACCAAAGAUGUUAUGAACCAACUUUAUUACUUAUUCGUGAAUUAGUAGGUGUAGAUGGUUACGAGGGGAUGGAACGGAAGAGAUGGUCGAAGAGAUUGAUCUGGGGUGGGGUCGAACUAGUAGUUGGACUAUUUGGAGGCGUGUUGGACAGACUCCUCCCUCACCUACUGAAAACAUACAUCCUCAAUCCCCGCACCUCCCUCAGACUAAUCGACAUGAUUGAAAAACUACUCUUUCCCGAUGGCUAUCCCGGUCCAUCACCUAUCGACCCCACUCCUCAGGAAGCUCUGGAUCUCCGUCUGAGGGCAGAACGAAGGAUCGACCAGCUCAUACCGUCUUACAUCCAAAGGAUCUUCUUCGAUACGUCUAGAGGGACUAAGGUGAUCUUAGAUCCGAUUGAAGAUGGGAGUUGUAAUGCCCACCUGGUAGGAAUGGUUCUGGAUGGGCUGGUAGGGACGUUAUUACCUGAUUUGGUGAUUCAAGAACAAGAACAGCGAGUGGCUGAAGUGAAUCUAGAUCACCUCGACGAAUUAGGAUAG
Molecule: messenger RNA, 1542 nt
Organism: Kwoniella botswanensis
Lineage: Eukaryota; Fungi; Basidiomycota; Tremellomycetes; Tremellales; Cryptococcaceae
Exons: 3
Coding region: 1-1542 (513 amino acids)
Source: RefSeq, a predicted model, not a curated record